Penaeus chinensis is the source of this 478-nucleotide messenger RNA. Its product is annotated as pro-resilin-like. The record is from RefSeq and is a predicted model, not a curated record. Lineage: Eukaryota; Metazoa; Arthropoda; Malacostraca; Decapoda; Penaeidae. The transcript is spliced from 3 exons. Bases 7 to 270 code for a protein of 87 amino acids. Gene Ontology annotation, cellular component: extracellular matrix.
GCCGCCAUGAACACCAAGAUCCUCCUCGUGCUGGCCUUCGCCGCCGUCGCCGCCGCUGACAAGCCGAGCUUCUCCUAUGGCGCCCCCAGGGUAGCAUCCAGGGAAUCAUUUGAGUCCACUGAGGCCAAGUACGACUUCCAGUGGACCGUCGACCACGACGACUCCGGCAACGACUUCGGACACCAGGAGGCUCGCGAUAACGACAACACUCAGGGAUCCUACUACGUGCAGCUCCCCGACGGCCGCCUGCAGAGGUCACUUACUACGUGAAUGGAGACUCUGGCUACGUAGCUGACGUCAGCUACGAGGGCGAGGCUCGCUAUGACUCAGCUGAGUCCCGUGAAGAUCCCAGACCCGUCUAUUCAGCCCCCAAACCCGUCUACUCAGCCCCCAGACCACGUUUCCCUGACUCACGUGAGUCCUUCGAGAGGCCCGCACCCAUCCCCGUCAGACCUCGUCACUUCGACUCCCGUGAAUC